CCGGGACCCGUGAAGGCCUUAAGCCUACGUGCCGGUGCAGGUGCCCGUGCCUCGCCCUGGGGGUCCCCGCGCAGCGCCAAGUGCAAGGGCUCUCGGAAUCAUGAGGUACGUCAGUACUCGGGGAGGAACCCCCAGCGUGGACUUUGAAGGAGCCUUGCUCUCCGGGUACGCCUCCGAUGGCGGACUCUUCAUGCCUGAAGAGAUCCCUAAGCUGGACAGGGAGACCUUACAACAAUGGAGCACCCUCUCCUACCCUGCCCUGGUGUUGGAGCUGUGCUCCCUCUUCAUUGACCCAGAGCUCAUUCCAAAGAAGGACUUGAAGGGUCUGAUUGACCGAGCCUUCAGCAGAUUCCGACACCGAGAUGUUGUUCAUCUGUCCAGGCUGAAGAAUGGGUUGAAUGUGCUAGAGCUGUGGCACGGCAUCACCUACGCCUUUAAGGACCUGUCCCUGUCCUGUUCAGGACAGUUCUUACAGUACUUUCUGGAGAAAAGGCAGAAACAUGUCACUAUCGUUGUAGGAACUUCUGGAGACACCGGGAGCUCAGCCAUUGAGAGUGUCCGUGGAGCCAAAAACAUAGACAUCAUUGUUUUGUUGCCCCUGGGGCUCUGCUCUAAGAUCCAGGAGCUCCAGAUGACAACAGUGAUUGAGGACAAUGUGCAUGUGUUUAGGGUGGAGGGUAACAGCGAUGAGCUGGACGAGCCCAUCAAAGCCGUGUUUGCUGACGUAGCUUUUGCCAAGAAGCACAACCUGAUGAGUCUGAAUUCCAUUAACUGGUCCCGGAUCCUGGUACAGAUGGCACACUACUUUUUUGCCUACUUCCAAUGUGUGCCAUCCAUGGACAUCUGCCCGCUGCCCCCUGUGGAGGUGGUUGUGCCAACCGGGGCUGCGGGCAAUCUGGCUGCGGGAUGCAUCGCUCAGGAGAUGGGUCUGCCUGUCCGCCUGGCCACCGUGGUGAACCGCAAUGACAUCAUCCACAGGACGGUCAGGCAGGGCGACUUCUCACUUUCAGGGAACACCAGAGCAUCGUUGGCAUCCGCCAUGGAUAUUCAGGUGCCGUAUAACAUGGAGAGGAUUUUCUGGCUGCGCUCGGGCUCUGACGGCCGGCUGGUCAGGGCCCUGAUGGAGCAGUUCGACAGGACCAAGAGGCUGUGUCUGCCCAGAGAACUCCACACCAAGCUUUCAGAGACCAUCGACUCCCAGUCAGCUUCCGACGAGGACAUCCUCGAAGCCAUGCAGCGAUGCUGGGAGGAGAACCGCUACCUGCUGUGUCCGCACUCGGCGGUGGCCGCCUUCUACCACUACAGACAAACGGACAAAGGACAGGAAGCUGGACGGGAUGUCCAAUGCUGCCUGGCCCCAGCCUCAGCAGCCAAGUUCCAGGAUGCCGUUCUCCAAGCCCAGCUGGUCCCCGAGAUUCCUGAAGACAUUCAAACUCUGGAACACAUGCCGACUCGAUCCACUACUCUUUGCAGAGGAGACGACUGGACCCAAGUGCUGCGAGAUAAAAUAGAGGAUCUGUCCCGGCAGAGGAAGGGUGACGUGAGCUCCCAGAAAUAACCACGUUUUGGUUUGGCUUUUCCUUUUUGUUCCAGAGACCCGGGAUGCUUCCCAUUUGAAUCUGCACAUUUAACUUUAAGUUGAGCACAGGGAUUGCUGGGAGCUUAGGUACCUCUUACAAUAAAGACUCAAUCCCAUUUAUUGCAACAUGCAUUUAGUGAGCACCUACUAUGUACAAGAUACUCGACCAGGUUCUAGGCUAUAAUGACCAAAUUAAAAAAUGAAGCCAUCCCUGCUGUCAGGGAGCUAAUAUUUUGCUGAGAGUGAUUAAAAUGUGUAAAGAAUCUAUUAUAAAGUUAUUUUGUUGUUCAGUUGUUUCAGUAGUGUCUGCCCAUUUGGG
Messenger RNA from Gracilinanus agilis (Agile Gracile Mouse Opossum), 1898 nucleotides. It is a transcript of the gene THNSL2, whose product is annotated as threonine synthase like 2. Gene Ontology annotation, molecular function: pyridoxal phosphate binding. Lineage: Eukaryota; Metazoa; Chordata; Mammalia; Didelphimorphia; Didelphidae. The transcript has 10 exons. Gene Ontology annotation, biological process: 2-oxobutyrate biosynthetic process; dephosphorylation. The record is from RefSeq and is a predicted model, not a curated record. The coding region runs from base 101 to 1558 and encodes 485 amino acids.